Messenger RNA from Owenia fusiformis, 474 nucleotides. NCBI's taxonomy places the organism in Eukaryota, Metazoa, Annelida, Polychaeta, Sabellida, Oweniidae. The record is from the annotation of a GenBank genome assembly.
GAACUUUAAAAAAUCAAAACAAAUUUUAACUCCUAAUGAGUAUGAGAACCUCAUCCAAUGGAACUUAGCUGACUCAAUGAUAUACAAUCAUUUCAAUAAAACUCUAUGGGAAAAGAUUGACAAUUUUGGCCGUGACAAAAUGGCUAUAAAAAUCGAAGAACUCAAAAUCGCUAAAUCAAAAAAGCAGAAAGAAUGUGACACUGUUCAGAGGAAAACUAAUUUGAAAAGAACAGAUGAUUUAAAAAUAAAACAUGACUGUAUGAUCCCAAACCUAAAUCAUGUAGGUGCUGAUAGAUAUUUCAGGAAUAAGAUGACGAAGAAAGGAAUCUAUGAUAUUGAAAAGGCUCAAAAAACAUGUAAAUUUCCUCCAGGAAAACAUGGGGAAUAGUAUGAAAAUAAUUUAAGCACACUAAAAGAACAUACUUUCAAUGAAACCUUUUGUGAGAGUCAAGUUGGCAAAGUAUCAAUUUCAAU